AUGCGAAAAGUUGGAGAAUCCGAAUCCUUGUGGGUGCAGUUGUGGAUAAUGCCAUUCACGUCGAGGUAUAGGCAAUCAAACUCGGGGAUUCGGUUUUCCGCAAUCAACUGCGAUAUAGCGGGGUAUCGCUCAGACAUCCAUCUGAAAAACUUUGGAACACCCAUAUUUGAAGCGCGCGAAGCCUUCACUACAAAGCUCACCAUGGAUGAUUAUGACCAAGUGGGUAUAGAGGAUGAACAAGAAGAAGAGAGAACGGAGGAAAAGAUAAUCAAUGAAGAGUACAAGACGUGGAAGAAAAAUGCACCCUUUCUUUAUGAUAUGAUACUUAGCACAGCACUAGAGUGGCCUACUCUUACUACACAAUGGUUACCAGAUAAACAAACUCUUCCAGAUAAACCUUAUUCCACCCACCGCCUACUCAUUGGAACACAUACAUCGAGUGAUGCUCAAAACUACCUUCAAAUAGCGCAUGUCCAACUACCCAAUCCAACAGCUCCAGAUGCGGAAGAUUACGAUGACGAGAGGGGUGAGAUUGGCGGUUAUGGAGGCGGGGGAUCAAAGAAGGCACCCAUGGAGGUGAAAUUUAACAUCGUCCAAAAGAUCGAUCACAAAGGCGAGGUGAACAAAGCGCGAUACCAACCACAAAACCCAAACGUUAUCGCAACAAUGUGCACAGAUGGAAGAGUGAUGAUUUGGGACCGAUCUAAACACCCCAGUCUUCCCACAGGCAAUGUCAGCCCUGAGUUGGAGUUACUUGGACACACGAAGGAAGGAUUUGGGUUAAGUUGGAGUCCUCAUUUGGUUGGCCAUCUCGUUACUGGAAGUGAAGACAAAACCGUCCGCCUUUGGGACAUCACACAACACACAAAGGGCAACAAGGCUCUUAGACCUUCGCGAACAUACACCCAUCACUCCUCCAUUGUCAACGAUGUGCAAUACCAUCCUCUCCACUCAUCUUUCAUUGGCACUGUAUCCGAUGAUAUCACACUUCAAAUCAUCGAUGAUCGCGAAGCUGACACCACCCGUGCGGCUGCGGUAUCCAGGGACCAACACAAAGAUGCGAUAAAUGCCAUUGCAUUUAAUCCAGCUAAGGAGACACUCCUUGCUACCGGAUCAGCGGACAAAAGUGUUGGCAUCUGGGAUCUCCGAAACCUCAAAUCGAAGCUGCAUGCGCUGGAGUGUCACAAUGAAUCAGUGACAUCUCUAGCUUGGCAUCCUUUUGAGGAAGCGGUGCUUGCAAGUGCCAGCUAUGAUCGGAAGAUUAUGUUCUGGGAUCUCAGUCGCGCUGGCGAGGAGCAGACGCCUGAAGAUGCUCAAGAUGGGCCGCCUGAGCUAUUGUUUAUGCACGGUGGACAUACCAACCGCAUCUCCGACUUCAGCUGGAACUUGAAUGAUCCGUGGGUUCUGUGUUCAGCAGCUGAAGACAACCUGCUUCAAGUAUGGAAAGUGUCUGAUGCCAUUGUGGGAGUCAUUUUGCUCGGUUACAAGUGA
Histoplasma mississippiense is the source of this 1491-nucleotide messenger RNA. Its product is annotated as chromatin assembly factor 1 subunit C. The coding region runs from base 1 to 1491 and encodes 496 amino acids. Gene Ontology annotation, cellular component: cytoplasm; nucleus; Rpd3L-Expanded complex. The transcript is spliced from 8 exons. Gene Ontology annotation, molecular function: histone binding. NCBI's taxonomy places the organism in Eukaryota, Fungi, Ascomycota, Eurotiomycetes, Onygenales, Ajellomycetaceae. Gene Ontology annotation, biological process: regulation of gene expression. The record is from RefSeq and is a predicted model, not a curated record.